Molecule: messenger RNA, 687 nt
Organism: Ichthyophthirius multifiliis
Lineage: Eukaryota; Ciliophora; Oligohymenophorea; Hymenostomatida
Product: rh-associated glycoprotein, putative
Exons: 1
Biological process (GO): ammonium transmembrane transport; ammonium homeostasis
Cellular component (GO): plasma membrane
Molecular function (GO): ammonium channel activity
Source: RefSeq, a predicted model, not a curated record
AUGAUUGAUAUAUAAAAUGCCACACUUGCAGGAGGGGUGGCAAUGGGAACUUGUGCAAAUAUUCAUAUUUUACCGGUUUAUUCGAUUGCUAUUGGGGUAAUUUCUGGGUGUGUUUCGAUUUAUUGCUAUGCAAAAUUAUAGGGAAUUCUUGAAAGGAAAAUUAGGCUACAUGAUAGUUGUGGAGUUCUUAAUUUGCAUGGAUUGCCUGGAUUCCUUGGAGCUGUUUUUGGAGUUAUUGCUUGUUUAGGAAUACAUUAGGGUUUUGAUAAAAAUAAUUAAAAGGAAAUGUCUUUACUUUUAGAAGUUUUUUUGAAAGCAAACGAAUCAUGGUGGAAUUUAAGGCAAUAAGCGCUUAUUUAAUGUGAAUACAUAUUUAUUUCUUUAGGAAUUAGUAUUAUUACUGGUAUUUUUAGUGGGAUUAUUAUCAAUUAUUUGGGAAAAUCACCUAAAUUAUUGUUUGAUGAUAAUGAAAAUUUCAGAAUUCCUUCAGUACAUUAUGAAGAAGCUGAUAAGUUUUAUACUAAAAUUUAAAUGCUUAUGAAAUAAUAAAAUUUUGGAGAUAAUCAAAUUGGAAAUGAUGAAAAUUUCAAAAAACAAUUGCUCUAAAAUUUACUUAAUAGUGAAGAUAAAUAAACUUAAAAUAGUAUUAAUAAUAAAAAAAAUUAAGUACAGAAUGAUGAUAAUUGA